UCAUGAAAAGUGACCAGCCGCUCUCUUGCUGGCAUGAAGAUGCAUGUAUGUCCUGAAGAUUGUCUCUAAACGCCAACAAGCAAAACUACUUACAGACCCCAUAUUCCAAUCAUUCACAGCAUUUCGAAAUUGAAUUGAAACCAACAUGCUUAUUAUAGUGACCGCAGAUCCUGAGUUCACAAUCGCGACGUAAAGUGUCCCAAAAAAUUUCGAAGCAUGCAGCAAGCUUGGUUACCUAGUAGCCAUUCGAGCAAUGCUUUAUCCGACGGCCGUUCAUCCUCGCGUGGAAGCUCCAAAGAACGAAGCGGGAGAAGUAACGACGUCGAAAAGAUUUCGAAUUACGAAGUUCUUGACUUGCUAGGAAAAGGCGGGUUCGCUUGUGUUUAUAGAGCUUUAUCUAAUAGAACAGGACAGUAUGUAGCUAUUAAAAUGAUCGACAAAAAGCUAAUGAAAAGCGCAAAUAUGGCUGGUAGAGUUAAAAACGAAGCUGAAAUUCACUGUCAAUUAAAACAUCCGUCUAUUGUCGAGCUGUAUACUUACUUCGAGGACAAACAUUACGUAUAUAUGGUCAUGGAAUUAUGCGCCAAAGGUGAACUUUACACCUAUAUGAGAUCUAAUCAGAAAGUGUUCACCGAGUUUGAAGCUCAAAAAUUGUUCCGAGAAGUGAUUGAGGGCGUGGUUUAUUUGCAUUCGCAUGGAAUUAUUCAUAGAGAUUUGAGUUUGGCGAACUUGUUGUUGACGCAUUCUGAUCAUUUGAAAAUAUCCGAUUUCGGACUAGCUACUCGAAUGACAGACGUGAAAGAACAACAUUUCACGAUGUGUGGAACCCCGAAUUUUAUUUCACCAGAAAUUGCCUCGAGAAGCGCGCACAGUUUCGAAACUGAUGUUUGGAGUCUGGGAUCCAUGCUUUAUACGUUCUUAGUAGGAAGACCUCCUUUUGAUACGGAAAACAUCAAAUCAACUUUAACCAGAGUGGUGAAUGCUCAGUUUGAAAUACCGCAUCACUUGUCGGCUAAUGCACAGGACUUGAUACAAUCACUUCUGAAGAAAGCUCCUGCGCAAAGGCUGAAGCUUUACGAGAUUCUUGACCACCCUUUUAUGAAGCAAUCUCAGCUUAUGUCAUUUUCAUCAAUGCCUGUCAGCAAGUCCCAGGAAAUGUCAAACUCAAAUGACAGUGGGAACUGCACUAUGGGAAGAACCGGAAAUGAUUCUAGUGCCAACUUCAAAAACUCAUCCCGUAGGAAUUCCUCGAUUUGCAAUGAGAACAAUGGCCGAGUUGCACAUCCCAAAAAAGCGAGCUCUAAUGACGAAUUGCCGCCUAAGCCUCCUAAUUGCGUUACAAGUAAUGGGAACUGCGCAAAGGAGGAAAAUUUAUCUAAUAAACAAUAUCAUAGAAGUCGCUCAAUGGAAGUUUCCAUUGUCUCAGAAAAGUCGGAAAAUGUAGUCAAGUCGCGGAACAACUCGGUUGAGUGCAUGACUAAGAAUCGGAAAGCAAAUGGACACGACAAUCAGUCGAAAAAACGAGACAUCGAUCAAAGUUCGUCUCGAGGUAGUAGUCGGCAGAAUUCGGAACAGUUUUCGGAAAGUAGUUCGAGGCUGCCUCCGGUGAUUCCUCCGUCAUCCCACAAAUCACGUGACAAAGAGCGCGAUAACAGCGAAACGUCGCUUUGCAUGCUAACUCCACCCUUAGAUUCGAGUCGUCUAAAACCGAUCAAACAAGUCACAAAAAGCGCAACUAUUUCCAUUCUCGAAGAUUGCACUGUGUUGUUGGAGUUCUCAAAGACAACAGCUAAAAAAGAGAAAAUAUCGACGGCGCUUAGUAUUUCGCCCGAUGGAAUGAAAAUCACGCUGGUUGAGCCGUCGGGCAAAGGGAACAAUUUAGGUAAAGGACCGUGGAACCCUGAUAAUAGUAAGACAUUUACUUAUCACAAUCUACCUGCUAAACACUGGAAACGAUAUCAAUACGCGGCCCGAUUUGUUCUUAUAAUUCGAUCAAACACUCCAAAAGUGACGUUAUACAACAGUAGUGGUAAGUUUAUGCUAAUGGAUAACGCUCCGAACCCUGAUUGUGAAGCUGUUUACAGAAAUAGCAGUGCCAAAGUCCGAAAAAGCAAAGAGGGGAUUAAAAUUGUCGACACUUACGGAGAAAACCACAUGUUCGAGAACUUGGAACAACUGCAUACUUAUCACGACUCAAAGGUGAAAGACCUAUUCAGUCAUGCUGCGAAAGCUUUUAGCUACUGCGAGAAAGUGGAAAAAGGUAUUAAGAACCUAGAGGAAACUUUGUCGGCCGACUAUCACGAAUCGCUUUUCCCGAUCACGGUCGGAAAACGAAUGGCAUCAAUCAGCCCUAGCUCGACUCCUAGUUCAAACGCCCAAAGUCAACUUACAAUGACUGGGGGCGAAUUCUCAACGACAAGUUUUGGUCAAAUAAGCAUGUCAUCAACAGCGUUGGUUUCCAUGGCUUCCAAGAACGGAAGUUCGGAUCGUACCCAAGGGUUCCUAAAUGGCUCCGGAAAUUCCCUUUCAACGACGUACGACAAUGAGAGACAACCGGCUGGUCGAUUGUCAUCGACUGGUAAUGUAUCGCCAAUUCAAGCCAAACAUAUGACAACGUCAUCGCCUCUGGUCAAUGCAAUUAUCGCCACACCUGGAAAGCAGGUCAACAAACCUCAAAUGGGGUCAUCAUCAGCUCACAAACAGGGUCACCACCAAAGGUCAUCUUCAGCUCAGCCGGUAUCACAUCAUGCAUUGGGUUCAUCAGCUUCAACUUCAGCGUCAUUUGGUCAAUCACAUUCUGGGGUCACUGGGUCAGAUAAGAUCGAAGUCAAGAGUGACUCUGGUUCCUUCCUUGGUCACGUGUCACAGGACGAGAGACUGGGUACAGUGGUCCAGUUCAAAGACGGAACCCAAAUAGUCAUCGAACCUAACUCCUCCCAUUUCUCUCUUACGUCAUCAUCAUCCUCGUCAAUAGCCUCUUCGUCGGGUCACCCGCCGCAGCCGGCAACCACGACUAAGUACAGCUUCAACAGUCGACUCCCAGCAGAUGUGCGAGAGAAGGUCUCGCUGCUUCCUCUUUUCAUAAACGCUCUCUCCAAACACUCAAACCCUUGUUUCUGAGUUCUGAUCAAAUGUUCUGUUCUGUUUCACUUUUAACCUGACUGACAAGUAAAUCAAUCCAUGAAACCUCUAAAAAUUAACCGCAAUCUCACGUUGAGUUUAAAAAAAUAGUUCAAGAAUUUAGACGAGUUUUCCGAGUUGUCUGGUUGCGUCUCGCGAUAAGUUGAAUCUUGUUUGUAAAAGGUUUCACUAAACAGUCAUGGUUAAAAAUGAAAAAGAACCGAAUAAUUGUAAACAUACGAAUAAUUCGAUUGAAUCUCAUUUUCACGUGUCUUUAUUUUUCUAUCCCUCGUAUAAUUCUUCCAAGUUUUGGACUUUUAUUGUUAAUCAGAUUGAUUCCAAAUUUGCAUUAUUUUAUUUUAAUCGUAGUAUUCAUUUAAAUAUACGUUGAUUGAUUAUUAGUUCUCCUUAAUAGUGUUUGAAUCAUCCUCAGUAUAAAAUACGCAAUUUAUUGAAAUGCUCUUAUUUUCUUACUUUUCAGAAAUCGUGCCAUUGUUUUAUAGAUUGAGUCCUUCGUUCGUUCUUGGUUCCUUUUGAGUUUAUUUUCCGGUUCAAAUAAAUGGUGGCGAAAUGAUUUGAUAUUGCGAUUAUUCGUUUGAUAAGGUUAAAAUUCUUUACAAAGUUUGACCAUAUAAAUCAUCAGUGCCCUUCUUGCCUUAGUUUCAAAAAGUGUCUUCUGCAAAAGUGUUGCCUUUGUGGUCUUGUCUGUGUGCUAGAAAUGAGUUGUAAAUUAUGUAAAUAUUGAAUAUUGUAAAGUAGAUUAUCAUUCCUUAUGACAAAAUAAAACGUCCAAGUAGGCAGUUUUGA
Messenger RNA from Symsagittifera roscoffensis, 3927 nucleotides. RefSeq names its product serine/threonine-protein kinase PLK4-like. Gene Ontology annotation, biological process: mitotic spindle organization; protein phosphorylation. Gene Ontology annotation, molecular function: ATP binding; protein serine/threonine kinase activity; protein binding. The transcript has 2 exons. Lineage: Eukaryota; Metazoa; Xenacoelomorpha; Acoela; Convolutidae. The record is from RefSeq and is a predicted model, not a curated record. The coding region runs from base 217 to 3120 and encodes 967 amino acids. Gene Ontology annotation, cellular component: nucleus; cytoplasm; centrosome.